Molecule: messenger RNA, 710 nt
Organism: Erythranthe guttata (spotted monkey flower)
Lineage: Eukaryota; Viridiplantae; Streptophyta; Magnoliopsida; Lamiales; Phrymaceae
Product: CASP-like protein 2A1
Source: RefSeq, a predicted model, not a curated record
CGGAGAUGGGCGGCGCAAACACGGGGGGAGGAUGAAUACGGAAGCGCCACCAUGCGCACGGUGGAGACUCUGCUCCGCGUCUUUCCGAUGGCCCUCUGUGUGGGGGCGCUCGUUAUCAUGCUCAAGGAUUCCCAGACCAACGAGUACGGCUCCUUGUCGUAUUCCGACAUCGGAGCCUUCAGAUAUUUAGUGCAUGCAAGCGGCGUUUGCGCCGGCUACUCCCUUUUGUCGGCUGUCUUCGCGGCGGUGCCACGGCCGUCCACCAUCUCCCGCGCUUGGGCUUUCUUCCUCCUUGACCAGCUUCUGACGUACGUAAUACUAGCGGCGGCGGCUAUAUCAACGGAGGUGGUGUACUUGGCUUACAAAGGCGAUGCCUCGAUAACGUGGUCCCGGACUUGUGGCUCGUUCGGUGGUUUUUGCCGUAAGGCGACGGCUUCUGUAGUGAUCACGUUUGUUGUGACACUCUGCUAUGCGGCGCUCUCGCUAAUCUCUUCGUAUAGGCUUUUCAGCAAAUACGACGCGCCGGUUGCUUAUACCGACAAAGGGAUUGAGAUUGCCACUUUCCAUAGUUGAUGUAUAAUAUGUAAUGGUUUCUUGAAUUUCCAUGGCUAUGUGUAAUGCCAUGUACAAUUUGAACCACUAAUAAAUGUAAAAUGUUUUGAUGCAAGUUUUUGAUCUUGUGCUAGUUUUGAUAGAAGUAGCUUAUCAUG